This is a messenger RNA of Penicillium robsamsonii, 975 nucleotides long. RefSeq lists its product as uncharacterized. Bases 1 to 975 code for a protein of 324 amino acids. The transcript has a single exon. The record is from RefSeq and is a predicted model, not a curated record. NCBI's taxonomy places the organism in Eukaryota, Fungi, Ascomycota, Eurotiomycetes, Eurotiales, Aspergillaceae.
AUGACGAGUCCAACCCGCCUUAUACCGACGUCUUCACGAACUCUCCUCCUCACCUUUGACGCCUUCGGCACCCUCUUCCACCCGCGUCUUCCAGUCCCAGAGCAAUAUGCCGCGACCGCGCACCAAUUUGGAUUAUCGCGCACUACCGUCACCCCGGACAAACUCGAAACUGCAUUCCGCGACACAUUUCGUGCGCAGGCGCAUCGAUACCCAAACUACGGUCGCGCGGAUGUUCUCCGAGGCCAAUACGGGGGACCGAGGCAGUGGUGGGAGGAGGUGAUUAGGGGGAGCUUCGGGCGUGUUUUGUCUGCAGAGAAUGGGGAGGCGCGUCCUAAACACCCUAAAGAGCAUGUCCCUGAUGACAUGGUGGAAGCGCUAUUAGAUCGAUUUGCUAGUUCCGAGGGUUACGCGCUCUAUGACGAUGUGCUACCCUUCUUCCGCCGAUUGCGCAAACUGAAGUCCGCACAUAAGUGGUCGUUUGAUAGGAUCGUUGUUGGGGUGGUAUCCAACUCGGAUGACCGCGUCCCCGCUGUGUUGAAGUCAUUGGGGUUAACGGUUGGUGAUAUGCGUGCUGACCAGGAUAAAUCGAGUAUGGAUCUUCCCGGGUUUGAGGGACGAAGUAUCAAAAAGGAUGAUGCCGGGGAACAGGACAAAGAUCACGAAGACCGCAACUUGGAGCUCGAUAUUGAUAUGGUUAUUACGAGUUAUGAGGCCGGUCAAGAGAAACCUCACCGCUUGAUCUUUGACGUGGCGAGACGGCAGUCUCUAAAGGUUGCCCGUCCGUGGUUGACCAGCAGAACCAAAUUCAAGUCUGUGCAUGUGGGGGAUGAUUUUAAAAAGGAUUAUCAGGCUGCACGGGAUGCAGGCUGGGAGAGCUAUUUGCUUCCUCGAGACUCUAUUGGUUUCGAUUCAUAUGACGCAAAGGAACUCCCAGAUCUCCUGAAGUUAGCAGAUAAAUUGGACCUUUUCCCAUAA